This is a messenger RNA of Triticum urartu, 3228 nucleotides long. RefSeq lists its product as uncharacterized. Lineage: Eukaryota; Viridiplantae; Streptophyta; Magnoliopsida; Poales; Poaceae. Gene Ontology annotation, biological process: negative regulation of translation. Gene Ontology annotation, molecular function: rRNA N-glycosylase activity. The record is from RefSeq and is a predicted model, not a curated record.
AGAGGGAGAGGGAGAGGGAGAAGGAGAGGGAGAGGGAGGAAGACGGUUCGUCGGAGUCACCCGCGUCUGUGGAACCUGUAACCUUAUCGCCAGGAUGUCGGUCCGUCCCCAAGAUGCUGUGAAGGAACUGGAGAGAGCACUGUCUAACAACGCCUUGCAAGAUGUAGAAGAACUGAGGCAGUACUAUGCUUUAAGAAAAGCUGAUCAUCAGCGUAUUGUUGCAAACGUGCUAAGUGCUAAGAAGCGCCCCCUUGAGACAUUUCGAUUGUCAACAAGACCCUCGCCAGCUGAGCUUAGAGAGCUGUUUGACUGGAUAAGAAAUCUGUAUCUGGACAUUGGUGUGCUGUCUCUACCUGGGAAAGACCGCAAUGGCAACCCGGUGCAAGUUCCUAUAACUAUAGACUACCCAUCUAAGUCCGAGGACCACAGCUACUAUUGUGUGGAAUUCACCCGAUCAGGGGAUGGUGCUAUUUUUGAGCUCCUUGUUAGACAAGCAGACAAUUAUGGGAAAAUUUUGUUUUUGCCACUCUAGAUUUUGCCAAUUUUCCUUAUACCAUUCUAGAUUUUGACAUUUCACUUUUGCCACUCUUAGCUUUUGACAAUUAUCACAAUUGCCACUCCGUGGCAAAAGCAAAAUAAUUUUAUUUCAUUUUUGCCACUCUUAGCUUUUGAAAUGUAUCACAAUUACCACUCCGAAAAUCUUGCUUUUGCCACCGGAAUGGCAAUUUAGAUAAUUGUCAAAAACUAAGAGUGGCAAAAGUGAAAUGUCAAAAUCUAGAGUGGCAUAAGGAAAAUUGGCAAAAUCUAGAGUGGCAAAAACAAAAUUUUCCCGACAAUUAUGUCGUGGCCUCUCGCAUGUACUUAAAGAAGUGUCAAAGAGACAUGACCCCGUGGUGUGUAUGUGGUGAUUGCAAAAUCCCUGCUUCCUUUGGAACACAGCGCCCGAUGAAGUAUACCUCCACACAUGACAAGCUUGACAAUAUCAAAAUAUCUGUGUUUACCCUCGAUCAAAUAUUUGAUCUACUGGAAAGUCUACAGAAUGAUCCCGGGCAAGAUGAAACAGAUGAAGGCAAGAGACUGCUUGUCACCCUUUUUCUGUUGCUAGGUGAGGGUCCAAGAUUUGCCCAACUACAACAGUUCUUUAUCACUUACAGUGGAAGUGAGAUAGUGAGGGAACUGGAUCCCUACAUUUGUGAUCAGUUCCGGAGGUGGGCCAAAUUAUGUCGCAUAUGCUUCAAAUACCAUCUUGCUGAGCUUGAGAAGCCAUUAUAUGAUGCUUUUGCUGCUGCCAACAAUCUAAGUGAUGAUGAGGGAGCUGAAGAUGAUACCAACCCUUACAGAAGUAUUGAUGGAAUGAUCACUGAGAUGGCAGUGGAAACAGCCAAAGUUGAGUGCAAGCUCAAUUAUACCAAUCUCUGUGGUGGUGAAAUUCUGUUGCUUAAUUCUGACAUCUCAUUGUGUCUUGACAUCCUAAUGAGGAUUGAUGGUUACACAGGGAAACUACACAAUAAAAAACAAUCAGAUGAAAGUUAUCUUUGGCUUGAGGAAGGUGAAGAAAGGCAAUGCAAAGUGGCUGUACUGCCUGCUCCUCCUCAAGAUGGAGAAAUGACGGAGAGUGUACUGCCUCCUCCUCCUCAAGAUGGAGAAAUGACGGAGAGUGUACUGCCUCCUCCUCAAGAUGGAGAAAUGACGGAGAGUGUACUGCCUCCUCUUCCUCAAGAUGGAGAAAUGGACGAGAGUGAAGCAAAUGGUACUGACAAGCCUGAGACAAACAAGAAGAAGGCAGCAAAGGCUAAGGCUGAAGAUCAGGCCCGGGCUGCUGCCAGGGCUGCAGCGAAGCGGAUGCCUCAAGUUCAGAGAUCUGAAGAAUACAGAAUGCUAAAGAAGAAAGAGAAAAAGAAGAAGAAGGAGAGAAAGCGGCUCGGACUAUGUGAUGCAGCGGAGUACGAUGCCAAUGAAGUUGGUUCAUCUGCUGACUCUCAGGAAGAAGAUGCUGAUAUUUGCCCAUAUGCUGGAGCUGAGGGGCUUUCUGGAGAAGGGAAGGAGGAGAAGACAGGAGGUGCUGCUGAUGAACGAAUGUGGGAUCACAGUAAGAACAGGGGGGAAGAAGGUGCUUCUGGGAGUCCAUCUGUUUGUACCCAGGUAGAGGAUGUUGGAGCUGUGGUGUCUUAUGGAGAAGGGAAGCAGGAGAAGACUGGAGGUUCUUCUGGCAAAAGAAAUGGGCGUCAAGGGAAGAUUGAGGGUAAGGAUAAUGAUGCUGAUAGUCCAUAUGUUGAAGCCCUGGUGACACAGCAGCCUAAGAAUGUUGGAAGUGCAUCGUUCUGUGAUGAUUCUGUCAGCAAACAAAGGAAGAACAAGGAAGAAGAGAAUUCUUGUCCUGUUGCAGUGCAGUUGCCACCUGAAGAAGGCGAUCAAGAGCUGAAGCAACAUGGAGCAUCCCGGCCAUCCUCGAAUUCUCCUGGCAACAGGAGGCACAGGCGCAGAGGUAACAGCAAGAAGGGGGAAGAUGGUUCUGCUUUGAGUCCUAUUGAAGCUCAUGUGCCAUCUGAAAACUGGAAGCAAAACAAGUCAAAUUCUCCUGGCAAUAGAAGGCACAGGCGUCGUGGUAACAGCAAGGAGGUACAUGAUUCUGCUCUGAGUCCUGAUGAAGCUCAUGCGCCAUCUGAAAAGGGGAAGCAAAACAAGAAGUGGAAUUCUCGUGGCAAUAGAAGGCACAAGCAUGGUGGGAACUUCGAGGAAUAUGAUUCUGCUCUGAGUCCUGAUAAAGCUCAUGUGCCAUCCGAAAAGGGGAAGCAAAAGAAGUUAAAUUCUCCUGGCAACAGGAAGAGGUUGAAUUCUCCUGGCAACAGAAGGACCAACAGUCCUGGUAACAGGAAGAAGGCAGAAUACGAUUCUGAUGAGAGUACCGUUGAACCUCAGGUGGCAUCUCAAAAAGGGAAGUGCAAGAAGAAGCCAAAGCCGAAGCCAAAAAGGUAGCAAGAACCUUGCAAUGAUCAUUGCAAUAGCAUGGACGAGACUAAUGGUGUCUUGAUAACCCCAAGAAUGAGGGAAAUCCUGAGCGUUAUGUUACAACAUUUCUGCAAAGGUUCAUCGAACCUAAUUUUGUUACAGUUCUAACCCACCCACAAUGCAUUUUGCACCACCUGGAUGUUAACUGAUAUCAACGUCUUGUGGUUUCGGUGGUGAUGUUACAACAUUUCUGCAGGCAACUAGUAUUAUGUUCUUAAA